CUCAGUGGAGGAGAGGGUUUCAAAAUCCAGCUGUAGCUCAAAGUGAUCGCCUCCUUGGGCAUAUCCAUCUAAGAGGAUUGUGCCCUUUUCCCCCUCGUAUCACUUUUUUUGUUGUUCUGAAACUGUAGGAUUUUUCUUAUCUGCACUCAGGUUUGGAAUAUAGUGAUUGUUCUGCUGAAAACAACUGAAGUUGUUUAGAUGACUGAAGCACCUGCCUAUGACUAAUUUGCGUUUUUUUGUACUGAGGUGAUCUGUGUGUCCUGACAAACAUGACACAGCUUAAGUAAUUUCUUUUUGGUCUACUGGAAUGGUUUCAUUUUGCCAUUCAAGGGAUUCUUGCUGACAGCGUGGUAGGAAUCCAGGAGUAAACUCUAAGGAGAAAUCAUGAGCUGGACUCAUUACAAAUGCUAAACUUCUGUCUGCUUGGAGCUACGCCAUCUGAGGAAUCCAAUCAAGAGAUGACCACUGUGUCAAUGGAGCCCAUAGUGGCGAUGGUGGAGAAGGUUUCCAACGUCACUGAGCUUCCAGUAGAAGCUUCUACUAAAGACAUGGCUGCCACCUUCACCAUUGGCACCAUCCUGUCCCUAAUGUGUCUGGUGGGUGUGUCUGGAAAUAUCUACACGCUCGUGGUCAUGUGCCACUCCAUGCGCUCGGCAGCCUCUAUGUACAUCUACAUCAUCAACCUGGCACUAGCUGAUCUGCUUUACUUACUCACGAUUCCAUUUGUGGUGUGCACGCAUUUCCUGAAGGGCUGGUAUUUUGGAGAUGCCGGAUGUCGGAUCCUCAUCAGCAUGGACUUCCUUACAAUGCAUGCAAGCAUUUUCACCCUUACUGUCAUGAGCACAGAACGUUAUUUUGCUGUCCUCAAACCUCUGGAUACAGUCAAACGCUCGAAGAGUUACAGAAAAGCAAUCGCUCUCUUGGUGUGGACGGCCUCACUGAUUCUCACCUUACCCAUGAUUAUCAGCGUCCAGCUGAUGACGGAAAGCUCCAAGCCAAUGUGUCAACCCACUCUGAGCCCUCUCUCAUAUAAAAUCUACAUCUCCUUUCUCUUUGGCACCAGUAUUGUAGCUCCAGGGGUGAUAAUCGGGUACCUAUACACACGCCUGGCACGAACCUACUGGAUUUCCCAAACUGAGACUUUCAAGCAGACCAAGAAGCUCCCAAACCAGAAGGUCUUGUAUCUUAUCUUCACUAUUGUGCUUCUGUUCUGGGCCUGCUUUCUGCCUUUCUGGAUCUGGCAGCUUCUAGGUCAGUUUAAGCCCGAGCUGGAUCUCUCCACCAAGGCCAAGCGAAACAUUAACUAUCUGACCACCUGUCUGACCUACAGUAACAGCUGCAUCAAUCCAUUCCUCUACACCCUGCUGACCAAGAACUACAAGGAGUACCUCCGUAAAAGACAGAGGACGUGGACAGCUGGCAGCUACCUCAACCGACGGAGUCGCUUCCAGCGGUCGCCGCGUCGCUCCUUGUCCUCCAGCAGUCAGCAUUGCACCGAUAGCUUUGUGCUCGCUCAAACCUCUAGCAUCAACAACAGUAGCCUCUAAGAGAUGGACGACUGUCUGAUGCAAAACAAGAGCAAAGCAAGCCAAGAUGGCUGGUAUCUCCCUCCUCCGAACAAAAGAGGGAGACCAAAGUAGGAGCAGAGCAGGCAAGAGAAGAAAAACAAGUCAUGAGGAGGCGAAGAAGGCGAAAUCUGUUUCUCUCAUAUUUACGAAAGAGUCUUGCUCUUUUUGAUCUCAUGGGAUGCAUUUGACAUGAAGCUAUUCUACUUCAUUUGACUUUAAUGAUUUAAUGAUCUUCAUUUUAGGGUACUAAGUGGCAAUGCAGCCAUGGAAAAUCUGUUAGAACACUGCGGGAAGGACUCCAUCCAUAUGGACGAUGGUGAAAUGCCGCAUUUUAUUGUUGUUUGUUUUACACAAAAGAUAAACAGAAAAGUACUGCCCAAAAUCUGUAUGUUUCUUUGUUGUGUUGAAUCUGCUGAAUGCCUUUUCUGUUUUUGUACAGAGAGCUCAAAUAUACUUGUUAACACAUUGUUUAAAAUAUUUAACAAUUUGCAUUAAGGAUGCACUGGCUAUCAUACACUGAUGAUAAAUAUAAACACUUAAUCCAGGUUAAUUCUAAUUUAAUUAUAAAAAUACUGAUAAAUAGUUGCAAAACGAAGUAUUAAAAUAUGUACACGUUUAACACUAAAAUUAAUAAAUGCUGUAAAAAAUAUUGUUCAUUGUUAGUUUCAUGAUAGCAAUGCAUUAACUAAAGUGUUACCAUAUUCUUAAUGUCCGUGUUGUAUUUUAUGGUAAAUUUAAAUGGGCAGAUGAUUUGUUGUAAAUAUUACAGUUAUGUUAUUUACAUUUUUGCCUACAGUUUUGUUUACACAAAAGCUAAUGGCAAUCAAAGAUCAAGUGAAGUACUAAAAUAUGUAUUAAAUGAAAUAUAAAAGAAUACAUAAAUAAAAAUAAUAAUAUUAAUAAUAAAAAAAGGCUCCAAGGUUGCAUAUCAUACCUCAAGGAAGAAUAAGUUGGUUCCAAUUACUAAAACAGUACACUUUUUUACUUCUGUGUAACAAGUUAAUUUAUUUCUAAUACAAACUUUCUUAGUGACAUGAUUAUAGAGGAUUUAGUGUGCAAAUACAAACAACCAGAGGCAAUUAAAAAAUGCAAAGCAGGAAUGCAAAAACUGUUAUUUAAAAAAAAUGUUUGGCUGAGGUCUACACAGAUACUUAAACAAUAUUAUUCUUUGUGUCUUUGUUUGGUAGCACUUUAUUUUACAGUCCUGUUCCUCAUGUACAUACUAUGUACUUAUUAUAGUAAUUACAAUAACUAUGUAAUAACUAGGUACUAACCCUGAACCUACCCCUAAACCUAACCCCACCCCAUGUAGUUACCUUGUGUUACCAG
This is a messenger RNA of Carassius gibelio (silver crucian carp), 2897 nucleotides long. Its product is annotated as urotensin-2 receptor-like. The record is from RefSeq and is a predicted model, not a curated record. Gene Ontology annotation, cellular component: membrane. Gene Ontology annotation, biological process: neuropeptide signaling pathway; regulation of blood pressure; blood vessel diameter maintenance. Lineage: Eukaryota; Metazoa; Chordata; Actinopteri; Cypriniformes; Cyprinidae. The transcript has 3 exons. Gene Ontology annotation, molecular function: urotensin II receptor activity. The coding region runs from base 405 to 1547 and encodes 380 amino acids.